Messenger RNA from Drosophila miranda, 1566 nucleotides. Its product is annotated as pickpocket protein 28. Gene Ontology annotation, cellular component: membrane. The record is from RefSeq and is a predicted model, not a curated record. Bases 16 to 1323 code for a protein of 435 amino acids. Gene Ontology annotation, biological process: sodium ion transmembrane transport. The transcript has 4 exons. Lineage: Eukaryota; Metazoa; Arthropoda; Insecta; Diptera; Drosophilidae. Gene Ontology annotation, molecular function: ligand-gated sodium channel activity.
ACGGCCGCUUAUGCGAUGCUGCAGGUGUUGUGCCGGCGCAAGGUGGAUUUUCAGCGGGUCAGCGAGGAUCGGACCAACUGGGAGGAGUUCAUAACUAAUAUAUCGCAGCCAUGCCAGUCGAUGGUCAUCGAUUGUCGCUUCGGCGCCGACGACUAUGAAUGCGCGAGGAUGUUCUAUCCAAUUGUCACCGAUGAGGGCCUGUGCUGUGUAUUUAACAUGCUGCAUCCACGUUACAUGUACAAACGCAGUGCUUCGUUCUCCCAACGAAAUAUGACCUUACCCAAAAGCUACCAGGCUGUCAACUGGCAUGCGGAGCUGGGAUACAGGCGCGGCGCCAAGUAUAAGGACAGUGUGCUGUAUCCGCGCCCAGCCCAAGGAACAGGCGAAUCGCUGGGCCUGUCUCUGACGCUGGACGUGCAGGCCGAUGCCUACUACUGCUCCUCAUCGAGCAGCAUUGGCUUCAAGAUCGCUCUGCACAGUCCCAACGAGUCGCCCAAUGUACGCGAGACGGGCGUCCUGCUGGCCCCCGGCAUGGAGACCAAGCUCCGCAUUGAUCCAGCGAAAAUCCGGACGGAAAAUCAUCUGCGCCGCGUCCACCGCAAAUACAGGCGCUGUCUGUUCCGCAAUGAGCUGAAGCUGCGAUGGUUUGCCCAUUACACGCAGCGCAACUGCGCCGCCGAACGCUUGUCGGGGCUGCUGCUCCGCCACUGCGGCUGUGUCUCAUUCUACAUGCCGCGCCUGCACCGCAACGACACUAUCUGCUCGGUGGGGAAGAGGGAGUGCGUGCAGCGGAUUCGUUUCCGCACGAGCGAGGCGAUGGAGGAAUGCCUGGACGACUGCCUGCCCAGCUGCUUCGAUCUGACCUUCAAUACGAUCGCCUACUCGACGAAGCUCUCGCACGACGGCCUCGCGGUGACCAAUCCGCAUCUCAGGGUCAACUUCAGCGACGCGUAUGUGGAGCGCAAUGUGGCGGUGGUGAAUAUGUACUUCAAGGACCAGUCAUUUCGGGCCAGCAAGCAGACAGAGUUUAUUGGCUUCUCCGACUUUCUCUCCAAUGUUGGUGGCCUGAUGGGGCUGUUCCUGGGCUUCAGUUUCCUCUCCAUAGCCGAGUGUCUGUACUUUGCCUUGAUCCGACCCUGCCGCACCUGCUCCGAACUGAGGCAGCUUCAGCAGCAGCCGCAACAGUGGCCGCCAGUAGCUGUCCAUGCGAUGAACAGGGCUUUUGUUCCAGGGAGCAUAAAUUAUAUUUCACCAUCCAAAUGGUUUCAAACCGAGUUGGCUCGUCCGAGGGGGCUCAACUACAACUACAAUCAUCCGGCUUAAAUAUUAAGAGUAAAUUCUAGACUAGAUCAAAGUGCUUGGUGACAGUGUCAUGCUUGGCCAGCGCCAAAGUCUUGGUGUUCUCGUAACUCAGCAUAUACUGCUUGGCCUUGCUCUUCAAUAGGUCAUCGAAUAUCUGCGAGAGAAACGCAAAGAAAUCAAUGAAUCAAUCAACCAAAUCAAUUGCAGAUUAGCAAUAGAAACUGUCGAAGGCAGUACAAUCAAUAAACAAUGCUAAAUAAUCAA